UGAAAUGGACGGUUCUGGACUUCUGGCAUUUUCGGUUGCAUAGUGUCUUGAUUUUCAUCAGGGGAUAUGAACGGCGGAGCGGCGGCGGUGGUCGGAGACUAUGUUCUGAAAUCGAAACUGGGAGAGAGCUCGUCGUCGACGGUAUGGAAAGCUGAGAGGAAAGCAACGGGAGAAACGGUGGUGGUGAAGCAAGUUCAGCUGUCGAAGCUCAACAAACACAUGAAGGACUGUCUGGAUUGCGAGCUUGGCUUCUUGUCAUCCGUCCACCAUCCCAACAUAAUUCGACUCUUCCAUUUCUUCCAGGUUGUGCGCAUUGAAUUAGGCUCGAUGAAGCUAAUCCGGUUUGGUUUACAGGAUGAUGAUUCUGUGUUCAUGGUACUGGAGUUCUGUGGCUUGGGAGAUUUGGCUGCUUAUAUUCGAAAUCAUGGGAGAGUUGAAGAGAAAGCUGCAAGAAGAUUCAUGCAACAACUAGGUGGCAAUUUGAUACUGUUUUAUGGAUGGGCUGGUUUAGAAGUGCUAAACAGCCAUCAUAUUGUUCAUAGAGACUUGAAACCAGAGAAUAUUCUACUUAGUGGUCAAGACGAUGAUGAUCUGGUUCUCAAGAUCGCUGAUUUUGGGUUAUCGAGAGGCAUACAUCCGGGCAAGUAUGCAGAAACAGUUUGUGGAUCUCCAUUGUAUAUGGCUCCUGAAGUUCUUCAAUUCCAGAGAUACAGUUCUAAGGUUGACAUGUGGAGUACUGGUGCCAUUCUCUUCGAACUUCUCAAUGGGUACCCACCUUUUCAUGGCCGAAGUAAUGUCCAGCUGCUGCAGAAUAUCAAGUCAUCCGCGCAUCUUCCUUUCUCUCAACUCGUACUUCCACAGUUGCAUCCUGACUGCAUAGAUAGCACAGACUGUCUUUUGAAGAGUUUUAUGGUCAUCGAUUCUUGUCGGGCAAGGAAACGGAAUUGGGAAAUCCAACCCAUUAUCUUAAGAGCCAGAUCAGACGAAGAGACAUUGCAGGAUCCUUUCCCUGGUUAUAACAGUGUCCUCUUGUAGCAAAGCAACUCCUGUAAGUACACUGCAAGUGUGUUCCUAUGUAUGUAUAUAUGGUUGCAUAGUCUUUAACCAUUAUGGCACAGAACAAUGAGAAGAAUAUGACUUCCAAUCUUAUCACAGAAGAGCCUGUAAUAGCUGAUAACCCUUUUUAACCUGCAAGACACAAAAGGUCCAACCAUGAACAGGCAACCAAUGACUCUCAAACCAGUCAUCAUUUAACCAUUUUUCUCAGUCAAAGCUUCACACUUUCUCCUACAAGUUACUGCUCAAGCAAAGAUUGGACGAUUGGUAAUCUUCCACCAUCACUUGGUAUCUUCCAAUGUGAUGAGGUAAGAACAUGGUUGACUUGAGAAAAGGUUUUUUUAAAAUGGAAAUGAAGCAUAAAGUUGUGACCUUUUAGUGUUUGGCGAUUUGUGAGUUGC
This is a messenger RNA of Linum tenue, 1457 nucleotides long. The record is from the annotation of a GenBank genome assembly. Lineage: Eukaryota; Viridiplantae; Streptophyta; Magnoliopsida; Malpighiales; Linaceae.